UAGUACAUUCGUAUAUGUAUCAUUCAAUACUUAAAAUUUUUAAACCUUUUCACAUCAGCAACAUGCAACUUACUACUAUUUGUUUUGUUAUAGUGUUACAAGCUGGAAUAAAUGAGUGCGGCCUAAAAAGUCACGCUGAACUAAUACGCUUAGCAAUAAAGGCGGAUAAUAAGAUUAAGGAUCUUAUCCAUAAAGUCUCAGGUUUUGUAAAGGGCAACUCAGAGUUUAAAGAAAACUACGAAAACCUGAGAAUCCCAUUGAUGGAAAAUUAUACAAGCUUACCAACAAAAUUAGCACAUAUUCGAGAAUUUAAAGCUUACAACAUGGAAAGACUUCACUUAGAGCAAAGAAUUAUAUCAGCAAUUUCAAAGCUACAUACACCAAUGUCAGAAGAUUGCGACAAGCUUAGUGCAAAUGUUCGUAAGCAGUUGUUUUUAAUGUUGGUUUCUUCCAAUAAAAGAAAGAUUGAUGCCUUAGAAAACUUAAAAAAAGGAUCUUGCCGAAGGGAAUCAAGCAGCCAUAAAAAUGCACCAACAACUAAAAUAGACGGAACUUCAAAUAAGAUCGUCAAUAUUCUGCAAACCAGAAGUAAGUCCUCAAAGUUUACAGAAUCAAGUUUGACUAACCGAACGAUCACAUUUUCCAAGUUUUUUUAUUCGAGUUCACUCCCAACAUUUACGUCAAACAAAAUUUGUAAAAGCUCGAUAAAAAUCUUUGACCAUUGUCUACCCACCGCAACGAACAUGGCAUUCACCUCUGGAAUACCUUCUGAUUUAACUAAAGAGGCGACCUUUCAGCUUUUAUAGUUCCUGACAUCUCGACGUUCAUACGGACGGAAGGACAUGGCUAUUGGCUAUUGAUCCCGUUCAAGAAUAUAAGUUAACACAAUUGCCCGGAGCCCGUACGGAGCACUCGCGGAGCGAGUGAUCGGCCUGACGCAGAAGUGCUGACCUGGCCUUCUGCCAGCAGUUCUGCUGCGGACCAGAGGCCUGGAGUUAAACCGGUACCGAAUUCUUAAGUUAGUUUUUAAUCAUACUCCGAGGCUUACGCCUUGUAAUUAUAAAUACACGAAUAUUGUGACCCUCGCCCUAACGGGAGAGUGGUAAAUAAAUAUAAUUAAAAUAAACCAACGACUUAUAAUUGGCGCCCAACGAAGAAAUCGGACUCACGCGAGACGGAAUUCGCGAACAAAAAACAAGCACCCGAAGUGAAAAGAAAAAAAAGCGAAAAAAUUAAAAUCACCAAAAUUAAAAUUCCAUAAAUUGGACAGAUCGAAUCAAAAAACCACCCGAAAGGAAAAAACAUAAGUUCAAACUUUCACAAAGCGGAAAAUUCUUAACCAAAUAGAGAGGCAGAAGCGGCAUCGGCAGCGACGACAGCAGCAGUACUGGUGGCGAAAGAAAGCCGUCGGCAAAACACCUCGACAAUAAAAUUAAUUUAUUAACAUGUGAGUAGGCUUUUUGCCAAAAAGUUCGCCAAUAAAUAAAAAAUAUUUAACAAAUAGUGAGCUUAAAACUUAAUAAAUACAUUCUCAUGUGCUAGAAAAUCCAAAAUAAAAAAUAUAAAUACACUAAUUAAAUUAUAUCCAGCAAGUUGUGGAGUUGAAAUUUUAGCAAACCACAAAUUAAUUUGAUAUUUAACUCUCGCUAGGAAAUACAAUAAAUACUUAUAAUUAAUAUUCUACAAACUCUUGAUUUAGUUCUAUAAAACCUGCAAAAUUUUUUACAUAAAGAACUGUCUCAUGUAUAGGGAUACUGGGAACAUUUCCUCAGAAGAAGAAGUCCUAAAACUUUUACACGGAAAGUGCCAAAAGUAAAAAAAAUAAAAAGUGGCAGUAAAAAAUAGAAUUAAGAUACCGUCAACCAGUAGGGCAACAGAAAUGCAGGCGGAACAAAUUGCGUAGCCUGCGCACUUCAAAGGCAGGAAGAACUAUUCGAAGCAAAACUAGCUACAAUUAUGGAGGAGUUAAGUUUACUUAAGGAUAAAAAACCGAAAAUCCAGACAUUCCAGGAAAUAGAAUUGAAUCCAAACAUUGAGUGUAAUGAGCCCCUUUAUAUGGUCAAGUCUGUUCCAGAAUUUGACGGUAAACUGGAAAUUUACGUUUCCUGGAGACAGACUGCAGCCUACAAAAUAUUUGCGCCUUACGAAGGUAGCAGCCGACAUUAUCAGGCCGUCGGAAUCCUUAAAAAUAAAGUAAGAGGCCCAGCGGCUGCUGUAUAAGCCUAAUUUAACACGGUAUUUAAUUUUCACGCCAUAAUAGCGCGCUUAGACUUCACGUAUGCGGACAAAACUCCGGCACAUGUAAUAAAACAAGAAUUAAGUUUGUCAAGGCAGGGAGAGUUACCCCUACUCAAAUACUAUGAUGAGAUAGAACGGAAGCUAACGCUUCUUACAAAGAAAACAAUAAUGACUCACGACGCAGCCGGAGCGGCCGUCCUUAAUGAACAGCACAGGGAAGACGCUUUACACGCGUUCAUAUCUGGCUUAAGGAAAUCAUUAAAAAUUGCCGUUUUUCCGGCACAACCGCGGGACUUGCCAUCAGCAUUGGCGUUAGCUCAAGAAGCUGAGUCAAGUAACGACAGAAGUAUUUUCUCGGCCACGUUCGCCCGACAUAACGAAGAAAGAGCCUAUAGGCCAAACAACCAGAAACAGGCAGGUUGGAAAAGUUCGCAGUCAUACGGAGAACCCAACAAAAAUUCGGGGGCGAUUAAAAAAAACCCCCAUUUUGUUAGAACUCUAAAGGGAAAAAACAAUCAAAGCGGUUCCUUUAAGCAAAGGCCACACAACAGUGCAGGUAAUGGCCAAAGCCAACUGGCGCUAGAGCCAAUGGAAGUUGACCCUUCCUCCCGGUCCAAACAAACCACAACAUGGCAAAGAGGGCGGUCAGCACGGUCUCAGCAAAAAAUCAACUUCAUGCCGGAAGAAAACACCGACGAAGAAGAUUAUGACUCCGUUGCCCAGGCAAGCGCCAUAGAAAUACAGGACGAGCUGGAUGCAGAGGACUCCUGCAAUUUUUUAGGGUAAAGUCCCUGCUCUCCUACAUUACACAUACGGUGGCAGGAGGAGAAAUAAAACUAUUACUAGAUACAGGCACCUCAAAAAAUUAUAUUACUCAACUCCCGGGGCUGAAAGGCGUCGUGGCAGCGGGAAAACCCUUUACUGUAAAGUCAAUUCAUGGCUUUACCAAAAUCGAUAAAAUGUAUAGUUUCGGUGUUUAACGUAAAGACACCCUUUUUUAUUCUGAACAAUCUUAAAGACUUUGACGGUAUUAUUGGUCUCGACUUACUUAAACAAGUAAAUGCGAAACUUGAUUUUAUCGGAAAUGUUCUAAAUACUAGUAACGGAAAAAAUCAAGUUUGCUAGGGCGGAAAACGUUAACUUCAUUAAAAUCGAUGAUGGAGACGUUCCUCGUGCUAUUAAAAACUCGUUCGAUAAAAUGAUAGUUAAAAAUCACAAAGCCUUCGCUGACCCAGACGAGGCAUUACCAUUCAAUAUAAAUACUAAAUACUAUCGCCACAAUUAAAACAGAUGGGGAGCCGGUAUACUCAAAAUACCCGCAUCCCAUGGGUGUGACCGAAUUCAUCAAUGCAAUACGACUAGUUAUCGAUUUUAGGAAACUAAACCAGAGAACAAUUGUCGAUAAAUACCCUAUCCCAACAAUUUCGACAAUACUGUCAAAUAUGGGAGAGUCCAAUUUUUUUACGACACUGGAUCUUAAGUCAGAUUUUCACCAGAUAGAGCUGGCAGAAAAUGACAGAGAAAAGACGGCAUUUGCAAUAAACAACGGCAAAUACGAUUUUUUUAGAUUACCAUUUGGGCUUAAAAAUGCCCCAAGCAUUUUCCAAAAGGGCCAUUGGCGAUGUCCUAAGAGAUGGAAUUUCAAAGAUAUGCUACGUGUACGUCGAUGACGUCAUAAUAUUCUCCAAAACAAAGGAAGACCACGUUAAGGACGUGGAUUGGGUUUUAAGAAAACUCUUGGAGGCAGGCAUGAGAGUAUCCCAGGAGAAAUCAAAGUUCUUCAAAAAGAGCGUUGAAUACUUGGGGUUCAUAGUGUCGCAAGAGGGUCUACGAACUUCACCUGAAAAGGUGAAAGCCAUAAAAGAAUUCCUCCUACCUAAAACACUUUUCGAACUCAGAUCAUUUUUGGGACUAGCAAGCUACUAUAGGUGCGUUAUAAAAGACUUUGUAACAAUCGCAAGGCUUAUAACGAAUAUCCUAAGAGGAGAAAAUGGAAAAGCAAGCAAAUAUCAGUUAAGGAAAAUCGACAUCGAUAUGACCAAAGAACAGAAAGAAACGUUCAACAGGUUGAUAGAAAUCUUGGCAUCGGAAGACGUUCUGCUUUCAUACCCAGACUUUAAGAGACCAUUUGAUUUGACAACGGAUGCGUCAGGUUUUGGUCUAGGAGCGGAACUAUCUCAAGACGGCCGCCCGAUCACAAUGAUAUCACGCGCCCUUAAAGAUAGUGAAAAAAUUAUGCAACCAACGAGCGAGAGCUGCUCGCCAUAGUUUGGGCACUGAAAACCUCCGAAACUACUUAUACGGUGUAAAAGGGUUGCGGAUUUUCACCGAUCACCAACCACUUACCUUUGCCGUCUCGGAUAAAAACCAUAA
This is a messenger RNA of Drosophila simulans, 4611 nucleotides long. RefSeq lists its product as uncharacterized. The transcript has 5 exons. Bases 15 to 806 code for a protein of 263 amino acids. The record is from RefSeq and is a predicted model, not a curated record. NCBI's taxonomy places the organism in Eukaryota, Metazoa, Arthropoda, Insecta, Diptera, Drosophilidae.